Messenger RNA from Saccostrea echinata, 2833 nucleotides. Its product is annotated as general transcription and DNA repair factor IIH helicase subunit XPB-like. Gene Ontology annotation, molecular function: 3'-5' DNA helicase activity; hydrolase activity; DNA binding. The coding region runs from base 115 to 2460 and encodes 781 amino acids. Lineage: Eukaryota; Metazoa; Mollusca; Bivalvia; Ostreida; Ostreidae. The record is from RefSeq and is a predicted model, not a curated record. The transcript has 21 exons. Gene Ontology annotation, biological process: nucleotide-excision repair; transcription initiation at RNA polymerase II promoter. Gene Ontology annotation, cellular component: transcription preinitiation complex; nucleotide-excision repair factor 3 complex; transcription factor TFIIH holo complex.
GCACAUUAGAUUACCUUUUUCCACGAUAAAGACGAGUUUUCUCUUUUUAUUGUCCCUUAUAAAAUGUUAUGAUAAACAAAUUUUGCAUAUGGAGACGACUUAAAACCAGAGAGAAUGGGAAAGAAAGACAAGAAAGAUAGAGAAGAGCGAAAAGCGAAGAAAGCAAAGGUUGAGUAUGAGGAAUAUGUGGAAGAAGAGACAAAUGAUGCAGACCCAUCAGCAGUUCCUGAGGCUGCCACUCGUUCAGUAGAUGAUGCAGGUAAAGAAGAUGAAUUUGGUGCCAAAGACUACAGAUCAGAACUUGUUCUGAAGCCAGAUCACAGCUCAAGGCCUCUGUUUGUGGCUCCUAAUGGCCAUAUCUUUCUUGAGUCAUUUUCUCCAGUAUAUAAACAUGCACAUGACUUCUUAAUUGCCAUCUCAGAGCCUGUGUGUCGUCCGGAGUUUAUACAUGAGUAUAAGUUGACGGCCUACUCCCUCUAUGCUGCGGUGUCUGUCGGCCUCGAAACCAAUGACAUCAUAGAAUACCUGCGACGACUUUGUAAAACAUCACUACCUAAAGGAAUAGAGGAAUUUAUACAGUUGUGUACUUUGAGUUAUGGAAAAGUGAAGCUGGUACUUAAACAUAACAAAUAUUAUGUAGAGAGCCAGCACCCGGAGGUGAUCCAGAUACUCCUGAAGGAUCCAGUCAUACAGGAGUGUAGAUUCCGGGCAGAUGAGACUGACCUACUUACUGACAAGGUGUCCUCAAAGUCUGCUCUACAGCUGGCCAAACGUGGACCCAGCACCUCCUCCAGUGCCCCCACAGAAGGAGAGACAAAAACCGAGGAGGCACCUGAAGAGGAGGUGCCUGACGAUAUCUACGCGUACUAUGAUAAAAUGGACAAAGACGAAGAUGAAGAGGAGGAUACCAAAACCGUGUCAUUCGAGGUCAAACAGGAGAAAAUAGAGGUCAUACAGAAAAGAUGCAUAGAACUAGAGUACCCAUUACUGGCCGAAUAUGACUUCAAAAACGACACGGUCAAUCCAGACAUCAACAUUGAUCUUAAACCGUCCACAAUCCUGAGACCUUACCAAGAGAAGAGCCUGAGGAAGAUGUUUGGUAAUGGUAGAGCCCGCUCUGGAGUCAUUGUACUACCAUGUGGUGCUGGUAAGACUCUGGUGGGAGUGACAGCAGCCUGCACUGUUAGGAAGAGAACAAUAUGUCUGGCCACGUCAGGGGUUGCAGUGGAACAAUGGAAGCAACAGUUUAAGAUGUGGUCUACAGCGGAUGACAGCAUUAUAUGUAGGUUCACAUCGGAUGCAAAGGACAAACCUAUAGGGUCAUCUAUACUCAUCAGUACCUAUUCUAUGUUGGCUCAUUCCACCAAACGUUCCUGGGAGGCAGAAAAAGUCAUGGAGUGGAUGCAGAGUCAGGAGUGGGGAAUCAUGAUUCUAGACGAGGUGCAGACAAUACCUGCCCGUAUGUUCAGACGUGUCCUGACAAUUGUAAAUGCCCACUGUAAGCUGGGACUGACUGCCACAUUGGUACGAGAGGAUGAUAAAAUAGCAGACCUGAACUUUCUGAUUGGACCAAAGCUGUAUGAGGCGAAUUGGAUGGAACUACAGAACAAUGGAUACAUUGCUAGAGUGCAGUGUGCAGAGGUAUGGUGUCCUAUGGCCCCAGAAUUUUACAGAGAGUAUCUCAAUACCAAGUCUCAGAAAAAACUGCUGCUUGCAGUGGUUAAUCCUAACAAGUUCCGAGCUUGUCAGUUUCUCAUUAGAUAUCAUGAAAGACGAAACGACAAAAUCAUCGUCUUCUCAGACAAUGUCUUCGCUCUGAAAAGCUACGCCAUUAAGUUGAAUAAACCAUACCUGUACGGACCAACUUCACAAGGGGAGAGAAUGCAGAUCUUGCAGAACUUUGUCCAUAAUCCAAAAGUCAACACCAUCUUUGUUUCUAAGGUGGCUGAUACUUCUUUUGAUCUCCCGGAGGCCAAUGUUUUGAUCCAGAUUUCUGCCCAUGGGGGCUCUCGUAGACAGGAGGCUCAGAGGAUGGGACGAAUUCUAAGGGCAAAAAAAGGAGCUGUAGCAGAAGAAUACAAUGCCUUUUUCUACUCCCUGGUUUCACAAGAUACAAUGGAGAUGCAUUUUUCAUUAAAAAGGCAGAGAUUUUUGGUGAAUCAGGGCUAUGCCUACAAAGUCAUUACCAAGCUUGAAGGCAUGGAUAAGGAGAAUCUGGCAUAUGAUACAAAGGAGGAACAAGCUCAGCUGUUACAGAAAGUGUGCGCUGCCACAGAGCAGGACGCAGAGGAGGAGAGAGUGGCCGGGGAGGGAGGCUUCUCACAGGUGAGCAGGAAAGUUGGAAGUAUGUCCUCAAUGUCAGGAGCAGACGACAGCCUCUACAUGGAGUUCAAGGGUAAAAGGUCAGCUUUACCCAGCAGUCACUCUCACCCUCUGUUCAAACGCUUCAGGAAAACAUGACGUGGUACUCAGGAGUGAAGAUUGCUAAACUGUGUUAAACUGGUACACCUCAAAGUUUUCAGGAAAUUUUUCCAUUCUUACAAUGAAAAAGAAAUCAAACAGAGGAUUAUUGUUCUGUUAUGCUUGUGAACAACUUGAUAAAUCAAUAAUCCUUUUAGAGGAUGAAGAAAAAAAAAUUGAUGGUGUGUUUUUCUAGGCACAUGUGUUUCACAUAUGAGUAUGUGUGCCAAUUACCAUUAACAUAUACAAGUACCUUUUACUAUAUCUAUAAAUGACGAUUAUGGAGGUACAUACAGAUGAUGGAAAAGGUCAAAAUCCAUUUUUAGUGAACAACAUGUUAUUCAGAAAUGCAUGUAUUAAAGCAUAGACUUCA